This is a messenger RNA of Prionailurus viverrinus (fishing cat), 1921 nucleotides long. Its product is annotated as RNA polymerase-associated protein LEO1-like. The transcript has 8 exons. The record is from RefSeq and is a predicted model, not a curated record. Gene Ontology annotation, cellular component: nucleus; Cdc73/Paf1 complex. Gene Ontology annotation, molecular function: RNA polymerase II C-terminal domain phosphoserine binding. Lineage: Eukaryota; Metazoa; Chordata; Mammalia; Carnivora; Felidae. Bases 358 to 1194 code for a protein of 278 amino acids. Gene Ontology annotation, biological process: positive regulation of transcription elongation by RNA polymerase II; transcription elongation by RNA polymerase II.
AGUGAGGUUGUAUUCUAUCGAUCGGAUAGACCAGCCAUGAUAACGUGUUGGAGGAGACUAUGCAAGGGCAGGAAUACCAGAGGCAGGAACCACCAGAAAGUAUCUUGAAAGCUGGCUGUCACAGCAGCUUUGCCUUCCACCAACCAACUUGGCCACCCUCCCUAUCCAGAGACACUUGACGGGCUCCUGGGGGCUAGGCUCAGGGAGCCAGUCUGAGGUUGGUUGAGUGGAGAGGAGAUUUGGUUUAUGAAUCUUGGGAAAACGUCAAAGUGAUGGGGUAAGAGCUGUGUGAAAAACUUCAGUCAGAGAAAUUAAUGCUGUACAUUUUCUCCCAACACUGAAGGUUAUAGUAGGACCAUGGAUCUAUUUGGAGACAUAGGUGACAUUUCUUCAGACAGUGAUGGGGACAAUGAAAAUUCCAUUCCAGGGCAGCCUCAUGAAGAACGUGGAGUGCCUCAGGACCAACAGGAGGAAGAGCCGAUUUCUGAAGGCAGAAUAGAAAUAGAAAUCCCCAAUGUCAACUCUGAUUUGGGGAAUGAAUUGUACUUUGUUAAACUACCCAGGUUUCUCAGCAUAGAAUCCAAACCUUUUGAUCCUCAGUAUUAUGAAGACGAAUUUGAAGGUGUGAAAGUGCUUGAUGAGGAAGAUAGAACCAUGUUAAAAUUGAAGGUGGAAAAUACUAUAAGAUGGAGGAAACGCCGGGAUGAGGAAGGAAAUGAAAUUAAAGAAAGCAAUACUCGGAUAGUCAAGUGGUCAGAUGGAAGCCUUUCCCUGCAUCUGGGCAAUGAAGUGUUUGAUGUCUACAAGGCCCCCCUGCAGGGCAAUUACAACCACCUGUUCGUUCGAGAAGACACAGGUCUACAGGGACAAGCUGUCUUCAAAGCCAAGCUCACCUUCAGACCUCACUCUACAGACAGUGUCACACAUAGAAAGAUGACCCUGCUGCUUGCUAAUAGAUGCUCAAGGACGCAGAAGAUUAGAAUCUUACCAAUGGCUGGUUGUGAUCCUGAGUGCCAGCGCACUGAAAUGAUUAAGAAAAAGGAAUGUUUGAGGGCUUCUACUCAGCAGACAGUCCAUCUGUGGGAGGGGCAGAACCAGCAGGGGCUGGGUGUCCCCUACCAGGACCCCAAUAGUGUCCAUGAGGAAGAGGAAGGCAUCAAAGCUGUGAAAAACCAUAACCAAGGGGACCUUUGAGGAGGUGAGCCCUCCAGAAAAAGAAGAGCAGAGGUUAAAGAGGAAGAACAUGACUCAAGUAUGAAGUGUGUGCUCAUUGUGUACAGUUGACCCUUGAACACAGAUCUGAACUGCGCUGGUCCAUUUACACACGGUUUUUUGAUAUAAUGUAUUUUCUCUUCCUUGUAGCUUUCUUAAUAGCAUUUUCUUUAGCUUACUUUAUUAUGAGCAUAGUAUAUAAUACAUUAAACAUGCAAGAUAUGUAUUAACUGUUAUCAAUAAGGGUUCUGGUAAAGAGUAGGCUAUUAGUAGUUAAGUUUCUGGGGGUCAAAAGUUGUAUUUGGAUUUUCGACUGUGCAGGGUUUGGGCACCCCUAACCCCAACAUUGUCAGCUGCAUAUUAUUUUCCACAGUUUAUUUUUUUAAUAAUUUUUUUAAUGUUUAUUUUUGGGAGAGACAGAGCAUGAGCAAGGGAGGGGCAGAGAAAGAGGGAGACACAGACUCCGAAGCAGGAAGCAGGCUCCAGGCUCCAAAGCUGUCCGCACAGAGCCUAACAGGGAGCUCAAACUCAUGAACCACAAAAUCACAACAAGCUGAGGUCGGACGCUUCACUGAGCCACCCAGGUGCCCCAUCAACAGUUUGUUUUAAAGCAAUGAUUAAAUGACUUGUUUUGAUUGAAAUGAUAAAUCGAGUUGCUUUUGCAUAAUCCUAGUUGUGAAUAAAAAAUGUUCAAAAGCAAGCCUGUGAC